Messenger RNA from Cuscuta epithymum, 2835 nucleotides. NCBI's taxonomy places the organism in Eukaryota, Viridiplantae, Streptophyta, Magnoliopsida, Solanales, Convolvulaceae. The record is from the annotation of a GenBank genome assembly.
ACGCCAAUUAUAAUUUCUAGCGCGUAAACUUGAAAUUACUGCCUUAUCUUCGGGAAAAAAAAUAGAGAAACAAUUUUGCCCCUUCCACCAGAAACCCCAUAGCCAUUCCCGGCGAGCCCGCCUCCAAAACUCUUCAUAUCAACUUUAACGGGUUGGUGGGAUAGCUUUCCGGAGCAUCAAUGGUACACAUAAGGGAUUUGAAGAGGAAGAAGAAGCCGAAAAAAUACGUUAACCGUAAUGCCCCUACCAUUUGCCGACAGCCCAUGGCUUGCGACUCUGAUUGGUGGAUCUUAUCCGAGGGAGAGUCUAGGUUGAGUCUGAAUUGUGCUGAAACUAAAGAAGUUGUUGAUGCAUCUACAAAAGUUUAUGUUGGAGGCAUCCCAUACUACUUCAAUGAGGAUGAUAUUAGAAGUUUCUUUGGAGGGUGUGGCCCCGUUACUCAAAUUGAUUGUAUGAUAUUCCCCGACACUGGAAAGUUCAGAGGCAUUGCAGUAAUCAAUUUUAAGACAGAUGUGGCUGCGAAAAGAGCCUUGGGCCUUGACGGAUCGGAUAUGGGUGGGCUAUUCCUGAAAGUCCAAGCAUAUAACCCAUUUAGAUCAAAAAACAAAGUUUCUAACUUCUCUUCGACAGCUGUGGAUGGUUACUACAGGAUUUAUAUAGGAAAUUUGUCAUGGGAGAUAACCGAGGACGAUUUAAGGAACCUUUUUUCUGGUUGCCAAAUAGCAUCCAUCUGGUUCGCAGAAGAUAAGGAAACAGGGUUGUUGGAAGGCUAUGCCCAUGUUGAUUUUGCAGAUAAUUGUUCUUUAGAAAAAGCGUUAAAGCUAGAUCAGAAAAUUGUUUGUGGAAGACCUGUUAGGAUAAGUUAUACUGUCCCAAAGAAGGGACGGGCACUGACCAAAUCAAUAACUACCCAUGCGAAUAAUACUCAAGUAGAGAGUUUUGACAAUUUAACAGUCGUCUCACCAGAUUAUACAGCAGGCCCACCACAAGCGAAUAAUAACAUCAAUAUCCUGACAAGCAAUCAGGCGGAGAAUGUUGAGACAGGGCCAAUCAGUGCAAAGAUUAGGAGGAGAACGUGUUAUCAAUGUGGGGAGCGUGGGCAUGUUUCGUCUUCUUGUCCCAAGAAACAGGCAACUGAAAAAGGAAAUCAAUUUGCAUUGACCAAAUCAAAAUGUACUGAAAUUAACACUCAAGCAAAGAGUGUCGACGACUCAAAUGCAACGUUAUCGCAUUAUUGUAAAGCAAGUCUACGAGUAGUGUAUAAUCAUGUUGUCUUCCCGCCAAACAAUGGGGUGAAAAAUGUUGAAAUGGGCCCAUACAGGGCAAAGAGAAGGAGUCGGAUAUGUUAUGUAUGCCGUGAGUGUGGGCACGAGUCUUCUUCUUGUCCCAUGAAACAAACCACUGAACAAGGAAAUAAAGUUGGAGCGACCAAAUCAAUAUUCAGUGAAAUUAACAGUCAACAUGCAGUGACCAAAUCAAGAUCUACUGAAAUGGGCACUCAAUCAAAGAGUUUUAACACUCAAGCAAAGAGUGCCAGGGUGAAGAGGAGGCGGUUAUGUUAUGUAUGUCAUGAGUGUGGGCACGAGUCUUCUUCUUGUCCCAUGAAACAAGCCGCCGAACAUGGAAAUCAAGUUGGAGUGACCAAAUCAAUAUUCAGUGAAAUUAUCAGUCAAGAUGCAGUGACCAAAUCGAGAUCUACUGAAAUGAGCACUCAAUCAAAGAGUUCUGAUGACUCAAAUUUCACACGGCUAAACAAUGUGCAAGUAACUAAUCAGCGUGAUGCACUGCCGAGCGCUCCAGUGCAGAUUGGCCAACUCAGUGCUAAGAUACAGCGGCGAACAUGUGACGAAUGUGGAGAACAUGGGCAUGUUUUGUCUUCUUGCCCCAAGAAACGAGUAACAGAACAAGGAAAUCAAUUUGGAUUGACUAAAUCAAGAUCUACUGAAAUGAACACUCAAGCAAAGAGUGUUGAAAUGGGCCCAUUUAGGGCAAAGAGGAGGUGGAUAUGUUAUGUAUGCCAUGAGCAUGGGCAUGCAUCUUCUUCUUGUCCCAUGAAACAAGCCGCUGAACAAGGAAUUCAAGUUGGAGUGACCAAAUCAAUAUUCAGUGAAAUUAACAGUCAACAUGCAGUGACCAAAUCAAGAUCUACUGAAAUGAGCACUCAAUCAAAGAGUUUUAACACUCAAGCAAAGAGUGCCAGGGCGAAGAGGAGGCGGAUAUGUUAUGUAUGUCAUGAGUGUGGGCACGAGUCUUCUUCUUGUCCCAUGAAACAAGCCGCCGAACAAGGAAAUCAAGUUGGAGUGACCAAAUCAAUAUUCAGUGAAAUUAACAGUCAAGAUGCAGUGACCAAAUCGAGAUCUACUCAAAUGAGCACUCAAUCAAAGAGUUUUACCGACUCAAAUUUCUCAGCUUGAUGAACUGCCAAGCGCUCGUGUGCAGAUUGGCCAACUCAGUACAAAGCUAUGGCACCAAAGAUGUUAUGAGUGUGAAGAACGUGGGCAUCUUUCUUCAUUCUGUGUCAAGAAACAAGCUGCUACAGUGCAAGGAAAUCAAGUUGUAAGCUGAUCUUGAAGAAGAUCUUGUAAAAUUUGGUUUUCUACUUAUGUACUCCGUAUAUGACUUUCAUUUAGUGAGUGUUCAGUGGGGAUAUUUCCUCUGUAUAUACGGACAAACAUGUUGGUAAUACGUUUUGGUCCAUAAGUUGAUACUUUCAAACUUGAAUUAAAGUAGUACUACCACUUGCCAUUAUUAAAAACAUACGUAGUACAUAGUACUAUCGUAUUUUUCUUUUGGUGUGUCCGUUAUAAACUUCAAUUUAUUAUUAUAGUAAUGAUU